This is a messenger RNA of Rattus norvegicus (Norway rat), 22836 nucleotides long. The record is from RefSeq and is a predicted model, not a curated record. NCBI's taxonomy places the organism in Eukaryota, Metazoa, Chordata, Mammalia, Rodentia, Muridae.
AAAAAAACAACAACUGAAGGGAAGAGUGUUUAUGACUGUGGGGGUUUUGAGAGGCAGCCUUUUAAACCAUGCCAGUGUGAGAGCCUGAGGGAGUGGGUGAGCAGGCCUGUGUGUGGGCAAGCCACCACUUGACUGUCUUUGUUGAUUCUCCACCGGGGAAUGAAUUUGACCAGGGAUCUGUGGUGAUGUUUGGGGAGACUCUGUGAUUUGGCUGUUUGAGUGAACUGAGACUAGGUCCUUAUUACAAGACAAUGUGGAGGGUGUGAGAGGCACAUUGUCUGAGUGAUCUCUCCCUGGCUAGCUCCUUGGGGCAGCACUCAUUUGCCACUGAAUGCAUAAACACUUCCUUGUAUUUAGAUUGCGUUUAGGUUGCCUCUGUUUUAUCAUCUAGCCCCACCUGUGCUCAAACUUUGUUAAGCACAACACUCUUGGGAGACAAGUACUUACCAGGAGAGGUUCCUGUUCCACUAAGAAAUGUUCCUACAAUAAUAGUCCUUUGCCAAGACUCCCAUUCUGUAUUUUUAUGAAAAUUCCUUCUAAUUCUUGGAAUGAACUAAAUGUCAGGUUUUCUGCUCUUUAACGCUCUGAAUCCAAAAGGGCAUACCCUAUUGUCAAGCAAGAGGGCUUAGUACCAAGUAAAGUCCAGAAGAUUCUAUUGAAUAAAGGGGGAAGGGAGUGAGCAUCAGAAGGUCCUUGAAAUCAGCGAUGACAUAUUUUACCAUGCUCGGUAUUAAUGGCUGUCAGUAACUGUGUCUAGUGGCUUCGUCUUCAACCACCUUGUGUGUUUCCUUUUUCCUUUGUUCUUCCCUACCCACCAACUCUGGCCUGAGCUUCCUUAAAGUUCUGUGUCCCAAAGACCAGAUUCCUAUUUGGUAAAGUGAGGCAGCGGGCAUCAUACCCCCAAGCUGGUUUUAUCUAGCUUCGGAAGUUGGCUCAUCCUAGAUGUCUGAGGAGAAAAACCAAUUCCCAUAUUUUGCAAGUUUACUUUGCUGUACUACAGUGAAUAAUUGUCCUGGGGGGACGAGAUGGCAUCAGAGAAUAUUAAUCUUAGAUUUUCAUUUCCUGUAAAAUAACUUUCCACUUAUUAUAUUCAGUGAGAAUACUUUGGGUUUCAGGAAAUAUGCAUAUUUUAUCACAGACAAUCCGAAGCGAGCUCUCAAAUGUAGCUGAGGCCCCAGAGUUAAGAGGUACAGGCAGUUGGGGAGACCAGAAGAGGCUACGGUACACUGAGAAAGGGUAGGAGGUAAACAGAGGCAGAAUCAAGUCACCCAUAGCAUGAGCACCUACACAGCACUGUCCAAUUUUAGACCUAAGCCAUCAUAAAAAUUGGUAAUAAGAAAACAGUAAAAAUCAAAGCAGCCUCAGGGAUACAUCAAAUCGCAAGCCUGGGCCAUGUCAAGUACUUCACGUAUAAGCUCUUUUGCAUACUGUCCACCCCAAGGAACUGGUUAGGGGUUGUGGCGUAUCUAAGAGGAAAGAUUAGUUUAAGGAAAAGAAUUGAAACACUUUUCCCAAGGAACUCAAAAGCGGUCCCAGGGUAACUUCACAGGCCAGAAUUCAAGGGCAGGAACAGGAAGGAGCAUAAAGCCUCUCCCUUCCCUUGGGCUUCCACUGUGUGGUAGCAGAGAUGAGUCACUAGACUUUAGGCUACAGCCUCUGAUGAUCAAGCAAACAGAAGACUCUCCUUCUGCACAGCCAGGAAAAUCCACAAAAGCAAGCCUACUUCUAGCUGUCGACUGCAAAGUCUAAGGGUCUCCAAGACCACAUUGUAUCUGAUACCCUGUGCAUUCGGGGGUGUCCAAGCACAGUCGCAGUUUCGAAAACUUAGCAAAAUGACUCCUGAAACUCUCUAGAAACUGUUAUCCUCCAGUUAUGUUUUCUUAAAAAAAAAAAAAAAAAAAAGGACAUGGCCUAAAAUCAGGCAAGGGAAGACAGCCAUGUGGCAAAAUCCAGGGAAAUUAUGGAAGCCAAGCUUCCAGUCCACUCACACAAAGUACUAAGCUUUCCUAUUAACAAUGUAUGAUAUCAAGAACAGGGUGAGUCAGGGUAGCUGGCCUUCUAAGGUUUAAAGGGUCAGUUUGAGGCUUAAACAUGAAGGCACAGUUGACCAUUCAUGUGUCCGAUGUUUUAGCAUUUUCCAUUAUCCAAAAUGACCUAAGACCCAUAAGUGAAUAGAGACUCUUGACUGGCCCUUUUAAGACUCCCAAGAGCUAGUCUCGAGAUCAUGGACCAGGACUUAUGAAUUCUCUCUUCAGAGAAUGUUGAUUUUUUUUUUCAUUUAUACAUGCCAGUGUUCUGAUGAAAGCCCUCCCUGCACAGGGCUCAUGGGUCCUAGGUGCUCUGGUGGGAAGCUGAAACUUGCUGUCUGGUAAGACCAUUCACCUUGUCCAUCACAUCACCUGGGCAUUGAUGAAGGUAUUUCCAGAGGGAAAUUCUGCGCUAUCUCAUGGAGAGACUAUACUACGCAAUGAAACCAUCAAAUUUCUUCUAUUUCCAUUUGAUGGGAUAUCAUUAAGGAGUCCGAGGGAAAUGAACUAAAGAUGACUUGAUAAGUGUAAUUUUUAAAAAUCAGACAGAUCCUCUUAAAAUAUGACGUGUGUGACUUAGAGAACAGAGAAACUAAUGGGGAGUUGAUGAAGAGGUUCUGUAUGUGAACACUUAUGCAAAUUCCCCAUCAGGCGGGAGAUGUCUGUCUCAUUUCCCUGGAGUCCGGAGUCCCGUGUGAGUUACCUGAGGCGCCUUAUAUACUCUCCAUGUCCACACAGACCCUGAGCCAAUGGCAUCUGAGUAUCUAGAAGUGAGGUUCAGGGUCUCACAAUGUUUAAAGAUCCUUGGGAUUUACUAUUCAAGAGUUUUGAAACAAGAGCAAACUCUACAAAAAUUUGGUCAGUUUUCAGUAGGACCAAACUUCCAUAAUUGAAUAUAUAUGUCUAAAACACUAGUCGGGAGUAUGGCUCCAGAACCUCAAUGAGAUUCCAUGGGGAAAAAAUAGAUUCUGGAAAUUUAGAUUCUGAUCUUUGCUUCAUGUUAUGUUUGUAUUAUCACUUGGAUCUUGAGGAAAAUUUAUCUAUUGUAUAAUAUACAGAACAUCAUUUAUAUAUUGUAUAAUAUAUCACAUAUAUUAUUUAUGUGGGGAGUGGGUAUAAGGGUAUGUGCAUGGGGAAAAAAGAGGACAAUGUGUUUGUCUGUCCCCUUCUCCCACCGUGACAGUCCUAGUAAUGUCGCUGGAGUCAUCGUGCUUGUCCGCUAGUACCUUUAUUCACUGAUCCAUCUGAUGGCUCCAAGGAAAUUCGUUGUUGGUGAAAUACAGCCCUGAGUAGAGAGAAAUGCUGCUCAGGCAAUAGAUUUUUGGCAGAGGUGAAUUAUCGUUCACCGGAUUCAUCCCAUUCAUUGAAAUGUUUGUGUUUAGUUUGGGGAAUUAAAAAUUUUGAGUGUGAGAGAAAAUUGUUCGAAAGAGACAGAGGGAUUGAAAUAAAAGCCACUUCAGACCCAAAGGAGAAUCUUACUAGCCGCGUCUUGGUGUGCUACACUGGAACCCUGCCCCAGUCAACAGAGAAUUUUUUUUUGAAGGUAAGCAAUUUAGAAAAUGAAUCUGCUCUACCUUUUGGUAGGAAGAUGGGUGCCAAGGUUAGAUCUUUAAGGAAAUAAUCUUAUUAGUCCCUCUUAUUAAGGAAGCCUCUGCCGCGUGUAGACUUUGAACCUGCCUGAUGAAAAGUGGGUCUUGUCAAACAGCUCCCAGCUCCGAGUGAAAAGGUUGAAUGUUGUUGGUUUAGACCGUCCAAUCCAAAUGCAAACAUGUUUCUAAGCUUGUGUUUGCAUACUCUGCAAGGGACAAAAAAAGACUUCCUCAUUUUCCCUGACUCUGACACUAAUGGCGUUGCAGGGGGAUGGCAGCUCCCACAGAAAUUACUAAAUCACCCUGUUAAUGGUGUGCACAGAGAGGCAAAAAGCAACCAGCAUACCUUGAAAUGCAAAGCUUCCAGAUAGCCAUUGUUUGGGUCCUUUUAUUUCUCAAACUCUCCAUUUCCACCACCACCCCGCCCCUUUAUGGCUUCUGGUCCUUGAGUUUCUCCGUACUGACCCCGUCUGGAAGUUGUAAGGCUGGAAUCCUGACAGCAUUCAUAGCUGAUGUCUGUCUUACAGGAUUAUUGCUCACCAGGAAUGCUUCACUACAUAAUCAAGCAGAAGGUCAAGAGAGGUGGAGAGAGAGAGGGGAAAAACUCUAAUUAAAUCAGGAAGGGCUGACUUGUGCCCUGAGAAAUGCAGGCAGCCUCCAGGAGGGCUUCACUCCUGGAUACAAGUGCAACAAUUGGUCCCAGUCAGGGGCCGCACUUGCCGCAUUGGACAACAAAGAAAUUGCCAUUAAAGUGAGCGCUCCUGGAAGGACCGCCAUUAAAGUGAGCGCUCCUUGAAGGACCGGCUUCAUUCUCUGCUUUAACUCUGUUAUUAAGGCCCUUCUCAAAUCAGAUUAAGGAAAGGCCCUGUAAGACAUAGCUUGAUUAGUGUGAUGGAAGGCAGAGAGCGAGCUCCUUUCUUGUAUCUGCUUCUCUGACCUCUGAGACAUGUAGUUUGUGGAGGCCAGCCUGGAGUGCAGGGUAACCUUGGUGGGAACCAAGCACAGGGGAAGAAAAUCUGGAGAUGUAUGUUGUUGGAAACAGAACUGAGAUGCACCUUGCCUGUUUAUUUGUGUGUUUGUUUUUCCUGAAAAGUGUCUUGCCAUAUAGAUUCUUGAGUACUGUCAGGCCCAGUACUGAAAAAUGUGUUAAUGGUUCAAAAGAGUUAUCACCAAAACUCUGAGAUAAGUGCAAGAACUCUGCAAGUCAGGUAGUCAAGGCACCGGUGGGCAAAAACAAGCACGAACAAUGAAGAACCUGUUCUGGCCCAAGCUGGUGGUCACUGGCCCAAGUGCUUCAGAAGCAUCACCUGAUUCCGUAUGAAGUUUACAUCAUUAUGCAUGAAGUGCAAAGCCAGGACGUACUGUGACUGCAGAGGAGAGAGAGGGCAUGGGGAGUUUGCUGAACAAAAGUAAGUGAGCAGGGUGUGGAGGUCACGUGAGAUUUGUAGCCUGCGUUUAAGAAGUAGAGUGGAAGAAAACCUGUGUUAGCAAAUCCCAGAAACAGAGACGUGGAGUGUUGAGAUCAUCUAGAUGCGUGGAAUUCGUGCAUCGUGCAGCAAAGAAACUGUUGGUGGGAAGGGGGAGGAGACAGUGUGAUGGAGAAAGAGCUUUGCCCAGUGCAUCAUGGGACUGAAAGAGAGUUGUUUAAGAAGAAUGGCGUUCAAAUUUCUAUCUUGGCGAGAUCCUUCUAGGUAAUUAUUUCUUCUGUCAUUGUUACAAGUUGGUCCUAUGAUCUCCCUUGGAAACAACCCACUUCCCAAGGGUUGGCACUGACAUAGAAGAACCACCCCUGUUUGAACUCUCGGAUGUCAGAUAUCCUGAUAUUCUAUGUGGUUUUCUUAGAACAGGGAAUAUAGUGAGUUCUUUCUUCAUGGGUAAAUGUUGCUCAUGGAAGCUUAUCAGUCUCAAGGUUUCUUAGAAAGAUCCCCAUUGUCUAAGCUGAACCUUAAGCAAAUCCAGCCAGCAUCUUUCUAGAUCUGUGGGAGAGAUACUAAGUGGUAAGCUCCCAUUGGUUCCGAGCUGUGUUCCUCAUGUCUGAGGGAAUAUGUGCUACCUCCUUACUGGACAAGGACAUCCACCUUCCCAACUGCCACCUGCCCUUAAUGGCUGAGCAAUAUGACCAAGAGACAAAGCAAAUGGAAAAGUCUGUGAAGGGGGAGGGGCCAGAGGAGAAGCAAUGCAUCUAAGGAACCAUAAUGCUGUGGCCGUCACCCGGAUUGGUGGCCAAGUCCCAGAGAUUCCUUCCAGUGAGGCUCAUCAUUGCAAACAGAUGAGUUUCCGGGGGGCCGUCGUAAGAUUUUCCUAUCACUUAUCCCCAUUUCCUGCUUCACCGUCUUGCUGCAUGUGAAACCCCUUCCUGCUUCUGUAACACAGGUGCCGGGAAUGCAGUCUUUUGUGGAGUAUGAUGCAAAAAUUGCAUGUUUCUUAAAUGCAACCGACAGCAGUAGAAAAUGUCAGUCAGCCCAGGUUAACUCCUUGGAAAGUUUUCCAUGAAAGAGGAGUGUUCUGGGUCUACCCCAGUUUCUGAGGAUGGUUUUGCUAGAGAACUUCGGCAAUAUGGCUGCCCAUGCUUGUGAACCAGGGCUGAGAGCUGAGCACCAGACCUGCAGAUCUGGUAGAGUAGAGUAGUGGUCCCCAGUGUGCAGUAGGAGGAGAGAGAUGCCCACUUGGUAAAAUUAUGGAUAGCAUUCUCUCUCUCUCUCUCUCUCUCUCUCUCUCUCUCUCUCUCUCUCUCUCUCUCUCUCUUACCUGCAUGAAUACACGCACAUGCAUACACACACACACACACACACCAGAAGAUACUACACCCACUACACAGCAAACCUUCUGUGCAGAUUACACCCAGGACUCGAAGCCUUCACCUUCUGCCUCCGUCUGCUGACCACCUCCCACCUCUCGCUGCAUCCGAUUUCCCGCACAUCACAGAUUUCUCAGGAACAAGGCCUGGCCCCUUGGUCAUUUCAAGCUUGUUGAGCCUUCAUAAGUCCUAACCACAUACCAGCCUUCUAAAUUGAGAAGGUGAUGAAUUUUUAAAUUCCCGAACCUGCUCUGUAAUAAUCUUUGCUCCAUCCCACACAUUACGAUGCAGGAAGGCAACAGAUGUGUUUUCUUAUGACUCCAAGAACAUGAAAUAUUGAUGGGGAGGAGAGCAUGGGCUUGGUAUUGAGGCUCAUCCACAAUGAAAGGUAUCAGUUCUCACCCAGCCUUCAAAUUCUGCGCUCUCUUCCUCCGAUGCUUAGGACCUGAAGAGAGUCCCAAACCUGUGAUACCCAAGUCUAAUUCAAUGAAUUCUCUAAAGAGCUGUGCAGUGAAAUCUGUCUAAAAAGGUCUUUAUCAGUCUCUGGGGACCAAUCGCUAAUGCAGCUAAUACACGUUUGAUCUAUACAGACGAUUUUCCCUUUGUCCCUAAGGGAAUCUUGGCAAACACUGGGUUUACUCGGUGCCAAGCCCGAGUUGCCCGUUAGAAAAUAAAUAGCAUUUUAACACAUUCAAGCAUUGGUCCCCGGGAUGAAAAGCAGCAUGGAGAUCUUCUCUGGGCUUUCUAGCUUGCCUAUAGGACAUAAUGAAAACUUCAUUUUUAAAGUAUUUCUUUUCCUGCUGACAGUUUGCUCAGAGACACAGCAUUCCGAAGGGGGGAAAGGCACAAAGUAAUACUGUCAUAUUUUUAGUGCAGUAAAGAAAAUAAAUGAUGAUAUUUCAUCCAGAAUAAUAUUUCUAACACGUGUACAAUUGGGUACCAAUGUGUGGGAAAGCAUAUGAGACUUUCUUUAGAGGCACAUGCCCUACUGUCCAUUAAAUUUGUAGCAUUUGUUAUCAUUCAUAUUGUGAAAAGUAUAGGUGCACACAGAGAGAUGUUUAUAUAUAGUUAUAUAUAACCGGUAUAGUUGUAAUUUUGUUGAUUUGAUUAACUACCGUGGGACUAACCUGGGAAGCAUUAAGUCACACUGAUAAAAAGUUGAGUAAAAAAGCAGAAAUUAAUAUGCAAAUGCAGCUUCAACAGGGGCAGGACCGAUUAGCUACAGCAGCAAUGGUGGUAGAAAGUGACUAACCCCUGGAAAGGCUGAUCUCCUACCUAUUCAGAAAGCAGAGAGGGGUCAGAGGCAGCCCCUUCGUGCUCGCCAGUGCUGACAGGUGUACAACCGUUUCCCCAAUAAGUCAGCCUGCAGAUGUCAACAGCAGUGGAUUCCCUACGGACCAACACAUUCCAAGAGCACUGGAGUCCUGCUCUCUUCAUACUUACAAGGAGAGAAUCUCCAUCCCUCUGUGGUGCCUCCUUCCGAGAUGUGGCAGAAAAGAUUUUUUUGCAAGGCACUCAGAGGACAUGCCUCUCAUAGGGGAUUUUCCCCAAGGAGCGGGCGGGACUCUUCUCUGCAAGGGAAUGGUUUGGACGUGUCUUGUGAUAUGUAUGCACCCAUGAUGGAAGGAAGGCGCUAGAAAACCCCAGCUUCUGUCUUGAGUGUAGUCCCAGCAUUUCACAAGAAGACAAAUGCGCCUCCCAGUACCAAGGAGAAACAGAGACCCUCAGAUAUCAGGUGUGGACCCGAUCUUGCUUCUUCCUUUCUAGUCAUUCUUCCCAACGCAGAAUCAAUGAGGACUCCUGCAGGGUGGGGGGGUUGCCUCUUUUGCAGCUCUGGCUCUGCUCAUAACGUGUCUAUCAGUCCUCUAGAACCUUCUGUGGUACAGUGCCCAGACUUAUAUUUCUUCCUGGCAACUUUCAGUUAUCAAGGAUGGACUGCCAUCUAUUUUCAUGAGCAAAGAAUGGAAAAGUAGAGGAGUGGUUAGCGUCAAAACAGUUGAAAUGAUAGACGAUGGUGGAUCCAUAUGGAGAAAGGAAUCUCUACACUAAUUCCUCGCCCUAGCCCUCCCAUGACAUCAGCAGAUCCCUUGCUUUGAUUAAUUCACCAAUUUCAUCAGUAUUAUAAGCGGUUUGGGACUCUUUUUAAAAAACAUUAUUUUACACGUAUGGGUGUUUUGCCUCCUUCUAUGUGUGCGUGCUGGAUGGCCUCGGAGGUCUGAAGGGGGCACCGGAUCCCCGGGGACUUGCGUUACAGAUGGUUGCCAGCUGCCAUGCAGGUGCUGGGAAUUGAACCCCGGUCCUCUGGAAGAGCAGCCAGAGCUCUUAACAACUGAGCCAUCUCUCUAGGCCUAAUAUUGUUUUAUAACUUUAAUGUAAAGUGCUUCAGAGAAAUAGAAUUGGAAAUUAGCUGCUAAAGCCACAGGGAAACCAUUCCUUCCCAGAUGACUCAUUCUGGCACCGGAUGGCAGAACCACUGUCGUCACAAAGGACUGAGAGAAGGUUGAAAGGAGACAGCCUCUCUGGAGUGGGGAGAGGGAGAGCACAUCAUGGAAAGUGUGAAGCCGUAGUCUACCCCACCCAUGGAGUCUCUCUUUGGACUCUCUACCAAGAGCCCUUUGCUUUCUUGCCUGGCCACAAUGCAGAAUAUUACAGAAUCAAACACAUUCUGGAGUCAACUUGUAUGGACAAGAAAAGUGAUCUGAGUCCUCCCUUUAAACAGCUCACCUUGAAGUUCAGGGAAUAAUGAUGCCUGCUAUCCCUUUGCCUCCCUUGAGGAAGCUCUUCAGAGGAGGAAGAUUUUGCUUCUCAACCUUAUCUGCCACCUUAAUUUUUUAAAGCCACCAACUUAAAAAAAAAUUGGGGACUUUUCUAUCCUUAAGGAAAUAGGAACUAGGUGCCCCAAGCAUUUUCUAGCUGUGCUGGAGGCAACAACAAGGCUCUCCCCUCUGCUGCCAAGGAACACACAUGUGCCUCAGUUGUACAUAUUUAGCAACUGUCACAGUUAAGGAUUUAGACUGAGCUCCCAUGCAGAAAAAGAAAACAAAACAAAGCAGGUUUUAAAGACCACUAGGAAUGUGUCCUUGUACAUUUCCCAAGAGACAGAGAAAGGUCUGUGUUAGGACAAUGACAUUUGUGCUAAACGUGCACAUUAUAAAGCGUCGGGUGCCCCCAGGAAGUUAGAGUCCCUGUCAGAUGAAGCACGGCCUGGGAGAGAAGAAAUGUUCCACUUAAUGCUGACUGAUUUAGGAUACAGCUCCACGGUGGUACCUCCUAAAUAAGGGGGAAAUAAGGGGAAUGUUAGCUUAAUGGAGCAAAAUCAUGAAUCGUAUUAGAAAGCAGUUAGCUGUGAUCUGUGGAGUAAGUAAAGCCCGACUAUGUUACGACUUGAUCUGGCUGAUGUGUUUGGGAAGGACUAGUCAUUCGUGUUUCAACUGGAGAAAUAGCUUCAGUGGAUGAUGCAACAGACCACAGGUUGGUUUUUUUUUUUUUUUUUUUUUUUUUUUUUUUUUUUUUUUUGUUCCGGGUGUCUUGACAAGGAGUGAGAAAGGAAGAGCUGCUUAACCCAUCCCCCUCCCCAAAGGAAUGGCUCUUCACAUUAGGCGGUUUGGGUGUUCAACGGUAGAAAAGUCCAGGUAUUUCCUAGCCGAGCUGACGCUGUGGGAUGCGCUCCUGUGAAGAUUCGCAAUAUUGAUGGCCUUUGUUUACGUAAGCACAAAGUGAUUAGCACCUCAACUGGCUGUGUAUUCAAGACCUCUUCUGUGUGUUUAUCCAGCAGAGGGUGUGGUUAUCCCCUACACUCUCACAAUAGGCAAGAGGCACCUCGGGGAAGCUCUCCAUCAUCUUCAGGGAUGUUACUAAUUUAUGUAUACUGGGUUGGGGUGCAGCUCAGUGGCCGAAGGUUUGCCUAGAACAUGGCGGGGACAUAGGUUUGAUUCCCACUGGCGUAGACAUUAAUUUGUUAAAGCAAACGAGAAAUAAAGAUAGGUAGAUGAUAAAUAGAGAGAUGAAUUAUAUAACAUACACUGUAGAACACUGUUUAUGGAAAAAAAUCUUACGAAAUCAGGCAUUAGGACAGGCAUUGUAAUGUACACAUGUAAUCUUAGCAGUCAGGUGGCAGAGGUCCAAAAGUCAUGACUUUGAGGCCAGCCUGGGCUACACAGCGAGUUCCAGGGCAGGCUUAGUCCCAUCAGACGCAUGGUAACACCCUGUCUCUAGAGAAAAGUGAAAUUAUGUUUUUCAGGAAAACAAGUACUGGUCACAUGAGCAUUGCAUUUAAUUAGCGAUACUGCAGUGAACAGAACCCUUGGCUGGGCAGUGAUAGGAAAAUCAGACUGGAAAUCUUGUUGGUUGCUCCCUAAGCCUAGUAGGAGACAGCAGGAGCGAUUAGUAGAUGUGCUAAUGGCAUGGAAAUGACUGAGGCUUUUCUGGGACUUUCUGGGAUUCCUGGUCACUUUUCUCUUCCCAUGUCAAGAAGAGAGCCGACUUGUUCUGGAUAUCAAACUUCCAAAGUUAUUUUAGCUCACAAUUUAAUCAACAGAAAGGUAUCCAGUUGUUUUUUUGAAAACGUGCAAUCUCCUUGUCGGAGAAUACUUGUUGCACAACGCGUGUCUUAAUUCUUCCUGCUUUUAUUUCCUCCUCAGUGCUGACUGAGACCUCUGCCAUGAGGCAACUCGUCUGAGGGUUUACUGUAGGCAAAUGACUGCGCUUGGAAGGUUAUUUGGUCUCCCCGGGUGCCAGAGUCAUUUGGAUUUAGCAAAGGAUUUGGUUUUCUCACCAAAUUCUCAGAAGCCUACGAGUACAGGCAGGUCGAGGUGCUUGCUGCCAGGCCUGAUGGCAUGAGUUCGAUCCCCAGACUGGAGGGAAGGGCUGGUACCCACUCAUUGUCCUGUGCCGCAUGUAUAUGAGAACACAUACUCAUCGAUAAAUACGUUUCCAGAUGAGAAAAUUGAAGUGCAAGGGAGAUGGACAGCUCGUCAAAGACAACAGAGUUAGCAGAUACCCGGCAGAUCCUAGACAUUCUUACAUUGCCGCACUUGAGGGCAGUAGAUAGGUCUUCCCGGGACCCUUGCCAUACAUUUUACCCUGGGGUUAGCUUCAAAGUUAAUUGUGGCUUAGUUACUAAAGAAAUAAAUAAUACUGUGAAAUGAUCUGAUUCCUGAGGAACUGCCUUGGUCCUUAUGGUUCUAGUUACUUGCUUCUGGAGCUUAAUCAAGGAAAAAAAUAACAGCGUGGUUGGUGUUCUAGAGAAGCUGAGAGCAACUUCUCCAAGCUAAGGAGACAGCUGUACCCGUGUGUGCAGCCAAGGCUCCACUUAAGGAAAGGCAAGUAGGUUUGGAGCAUCCAUCCCAACUACUGCUGGGAGCCGUCUUCAGGGAAAUUUGCAUCCUUCAUUCCUUGCUGAUCUGAAGUCUGGGUAUCUGGUGGUUUUGUCGUGGGGACAGGCAUGGCCUAUGCUUUUCCUGUGAGGCUGCCUUCCGAGUGCUUAUUGUUAAGGGAACUCUGCUGCCUCCUGCUGGGGAACCCAUUUCCCAUUGCUUUGCUAAUGUGUGCAUCAAAGCAGGGCUUGCCAGUUUGGGCUCCCUCUACUGACCUCUACUCUGUCCUCUGGCCAUUACUUCCAUUUCGAGACAACAAGACAGGCAGCUGAUUCGGAAGGGAAUAAGUCAUCAGAAGUGGUAAAUAUAUAUAUGUAUGUAUGUAUGUGUAUAUGUGUGUGUGUGUGUGUGUGUGUGUGUGUGUAUAAAUGUAUACAUAUACAAUCAUAGGACUCAACAUUCAAGGGAAGCCUUUGAGAAAGUCCAGUUUCUCUUCCCUCCUCGUGUUUGCAUUCUUGGAUGAGACAAGUGACUUUCCCCAGGCUGACUUCUUGCUCGGAUGGGCCAACUAAACUGUGAGGUCCUGCCAACUCAAGCAGUGCCCGGGGCUUUUUGCAAAGGGAAGUUACCUCUGUCCUCCAAGCAGGGACUCCCCAGCUAGACCUGGGUGACAUUUCAUUGCUCUCACUACCCACUCCGAAGGAGCCAGUUCCUGCCAUCGCACUGCCUUCGUCAUGCCAGUGUGGAGUUCAUUUUGCCUGUGGCUAAUACGCCGAGCUAGCCCAUGAUGCAGGAUUGAGCUGUAACAAGAAGGGAAUUGUUCAUUUGACUGAAGAGGAAACAUGGGGACUGAAUCAUUUCUCUACUUGGCCAAAUCUCUGGUCUUCCUGUCUGGGACUAUGACUUCAAUGGGGCACCAAGGAGCCUUUGCCGUGUGAGCGUGAUUGCUCUUUAUCCAGCUUGGAAGGUUGGUUUUGCUGUCAGUAUUCCUGACUCCCCUUGGCAGCCCAUUCUAAAUCAAUCUUCCAUGAAUUCACUGGAAUGCUUUUUGUAGUCUCUUGCAUUGCAUUCCCAAGUCCCUGUCCCUAACCCUGGGAGGCCACUUGAGGAGGCUUCACCUCAACAUCACCUGCCCUUUCCUCUCAGGAGUGUCUUCUGCUCACUCCAUGAUCAUAACCUUCUCCCCACACUCAUCUACCGUAGUGGCCAUAUUUCAAGCGUUCUCUUGGCUCCUAAUAGAUGAGUUGGGACACGUCUCAAAGUGCUUUUGUUUGCUCUGAAAGAGGUUGAAUCAGGGAAGAGAUGGGGGGGGGGAAUGUAUGUGGGAACAAUUUAAUUGUAUCCACGAGGAUUCUUAGUAAUCAGGAUGCCAGUGUGUGUUUUCCAGAGCCUAAAGCUGACAUAAAUAAUGUAGUGUACCCCGCUUUGUGCAGGCUUGCCGAGGAAUGCUGAUAGAGAAGAAGCCAAACUGGGAGCCGAAACGCCCGGCUCCCAGCACAGCCUUUAAAAUCCUUUUAUGGAGUAGUACUUUUUGAAAGUGCAGCCAGGACCUUGGCGAGCUGUAUCUGCCAGGGAGAGGCCAACAGAUGAGGAGCUUUGGAGGAGGUUUUUCUUCCCCCUUCCGUUUUUAUUUGGAGGAUGAGAAUCUGGUGCAGCGUGCAUGUGUGGUCUCAGCUAACGAUUGGUUGAUUUCGUUUCAUGUCCCAAUCCCAGAAGGACUGGGACAACCCUGUCAAGGCCCUGGGAGCCUGGCAUUUGGGGUCUAAAAGAGAAGAUUAAAGCAGGAUCCAUUUAAUUUAUUUAGUUUGCCUCACAGACAUGAAGCUUCAGAAUGGUCGACCCAUUCCACCUACAUCCUCGUCUAGCCUCCUCCCAUCUGCUCAGCUGCCUAGCUCCCAUAAUCCUCCACCAGUUAGCUGCCAGAUGCCAUUGCUAGACAGCAACACCUCCCAUCAGAUCAUGGACACCAACCCCGAUGAGGAAUUCUCCCCUAAUUCAUACCUGCUCAGAGCAUGCUCAGGGCCCCAGCAAGCCUCCAGCAGUGGCCCUCCGAACCACCACAGCCAGUCAACGCUGAGGCCCCCUCUGCCACCUCCUCAUAACCACACCCUGUCCCACCACCACUCCUCUGCCAACUCCCUCAACAGAAACUCACUGACCAAUCGGCGGAGUCAAAUCCACGCCCCAGCUCCUGCACCCAAUGACCUGGCCACCACGCCGGAGUCCGUUCAGCUCCAGGACAGCUGGGUGCUGAACAGUAACGUGCCGCUGGAGACGCGGCACUUCCUCUUCAAGACGUCCUCCGGAAGCACACCCCUGUUCAGCAGCUCUUCUCCAGGAUACCCCUUGACCUCAGGGACCGUUUAUACACCACCACCCCGCCUGCUGCCACGGAAUACAUUCUCUAGGAAGGCCUUCAAGCUGAAGAAACCCUCCAAAUACUGCAGUUGGAAAUGCGCCGCCCUGUCUGCCAUUGCCGCUGCCCUCCUUCUGGCCAUUUUGCUGGCCUAUUUCAUAGCAAUGCAUCUGCUCGGACUCAAUUGGCAACUCCAGCCGGCAGAUGGACACACCUUUAACAAUGGCGUAAGGACCGGCUUACCAGGAAACGAUGAUGUGGCAACAGUGCCAUCUGGAGGCAAAGUGCCCUGGUCGUUGAAAAACAGCAGCAUAGACAGCGGCGAGGCAGAAGUCGGUCGACGGGUGACACAGGAAGUCCCACCAGGGGUGUUUUGGAGGUCCCAGAUUCACAUCAGUCAGCCUCAGUUCUUAAAGUUCAACAUCUCCCUGGGGAAGGAUGCCCUCUUCGGCGUCUACAUAAGAAGAGGACUGCCACCAUCUCAUGCACAGUAUGACUUCAUGGAACGCCUGGACGGAAAGGAGAAGUGGAGUGUGGUCGAGUCACCCAGGGAACGCCGGAGCAUCCAGACCCUGGUGCAGAACGAGGCUGUGUUCGUGCAGUACUUGGAUGUGGGCCUGUGGCACCUCGCCUUCUACAAUGACGGCAAGGACAAGGAGAUGGUCUCCUUCAAUACGGUUGUCUUAGAUUCAGUGCAGGACUGUCCACGAAACUGCCACGGGAACGGCGAAUGCGUGUCUGGACUGUGUCACUGUUUCCCAGGAUUCCUAGGUGCAGACUGCGCUAAAGCUGCCUGCCCUGUUCUGUGCAGUGGGAAUGGACAGUAUUCCAAAGGGACAUGCCAGUGCUACAGUGGCUGGAAAGGAGCAGAAUGCGAUGUGCCCAUGAACCAGUGCAUCGAUCCUUCCUGUGGGGGCCACGGCUCCUGCAUUGAUGGGAACUGCGUGUGUGCAGCUGGCUACAAGGGCGAGCACUGCGAGGAAGUGGAUUGCUUGGAUCCAACCUGCUCCAGCCAUGGUGUCUGUGUGAACGGAGAGUGUCUAUGCAGCCCCGGCUGGGGCGGGCUCAACUGCGAGCUGGCGAGGGUCCAGUGCCCAGACCAGUGUAGUGGGCAUGGCACUUACCUCCCUGACUCUGGCCUCUGCAACUGUGAUCCAAAUUGGAUGGGUCCCGACUGCUCUGUUGAAGUGUGCUCAGUAGACUGUGGCACUCACGGCGUCUGCAUCGGGGGAGCCUGCCGCUGUGAAGAGGGCUGGACAGGCGCGGCUUGUGACCAGCGCGUGUGCCACCCCCGCUGCAUUGAGCACGGGACCUGUAAAGAUGGCAAAUGUGAAUGCCGAGAGGGCUGGAAUGGUGAACACUGCACCAUUGGUAGGCAAACGGCAGGCACCGAAACAGAUGGCUGCCCUGAUUUGUGCAACGGUAACGGGAGAUGCACACUGGGUCAGAACAGCUGGCAGUGUGUCUGCCAGACCGGCUGGAGAGGGCCCGGAUGCAACGUUGCCAUGGAAACCUCCUGCGCUGAUAACAAGGAUAAUGAGGGAGAUGGCCUGGUGGACUGCCUGGACCCUGACUGCUGCCUCCAGUCAGCCUGUCAGAACAGCCUGCUCUGUCGGGGGUCUCGGGACCCCUUGGACAUCAUUCAGCAAGGCCAGACAGACUGGCCUGCGGUGAAGUCCUUCUAUGAUCGUAUCAAGCUCUUGGCAGGCAAGGACAGCACCCACAUCAUUCCUGGAGACAACCCCUUCAAUAGCAGCCUGGUGUCUCUGAUCCGAGGCCAAGUAGUAACCACGGAUGGGACCCCCCUGGUGGGUGUGAAUGUGUCUUUUGUCAAGUACCCAAAAUAUGGUUACACCAUCACUCGCCAGGACGGCACGUUUGACCUGAUUGCCAAUGGGGGUUCUGCCUUGACUCUUCACUUUGAGCGAGCCCCUUUCAUGAGCCAGGAGCGCACAGUAUGGCUGCCGUGGAACAGCUUCUAUGCCAUGGACACCCUGGUAAUGAAGACGGAGGAGAACUCCAUCCCCAGCUGUGACCUCAGUGGCUUUGUCCGGCCUGACCCGAUCAUCAUCUCCUCUCCUCUGUCCACCUUCUUCAGCGCUUCCCCUGCGGCGAACCCCAUUGUGCCUGAGACCCAGGUUCUUCAUGAGGAGAUCGAGCUCCCUGGCACCAACGUGAAGCUCCGUUACCUCAGCUCCAGAACAGCAGGGUACAAGUCACUGCUGAAGAUCACCAUGACCCAGUCCACGGUGCCCUUGAACCUCAUCCGGGUUCACUUGAUGGUUGCCGUGGAGGGGCAUCUCUUCCAGAAGUCGUUCCAGGCUUCUCCCAACCUGGCCUACACAUUCAUCUGGGACAAGACAGACGCUUAUGGCCAAAGGGUUUAUGGCCUAUCGGAUGCUGUUGUGUCUGUUGGAUUUGAAUAUGAGACCUGCCCCAGUCUCAUCCUGUGGGAAAAAAGGACAGCCCUACUUCAAGGAUUCGAGCUGGACCCUUCCAACCUUGGUGGCUGGUCCCUGGAUAAGCACCACACCCUCAAUGUGAAAAGCGGAAUACUACACAAAGGCACAGGGGAGAACCAGUUCCUGACCCAGCAGCCCGCCAUCAUCACCAGCAUCAUGGGUAACGGUCGCCGCAGAAGCAUCUCCUGUCCCAGCUGCAAUGGCCUUGCUGAAGGCAACAAACUGUUGGCCCCCGUGGCCCUGGCUGUGGGGAUCGAUGGGAGCCUCUUUGUCGGUGACUUCAAUUAUAUCCGGCGCAUCUUCCCUUCUCGAAACGUGACCAGUAUCUUGGAGUUACGAAAUAAAGAGUUUAAACAUAGCAACAGCCCAGGACACAAGUACUACUUGGCUGUGGACCCUGUGACUGGCUCGCUCUAUGUCUCUGACACCAACAGUCGCCGGAUCUACCGAGUCAAGUCUCUAAGCGGAGCCAAAGACCUGGCUGGGAAUUCGGAAGUUGUGGCCGGGACUGGCGAACAAUGUCUACCCUUUGAUGAAGCCCGCUGUGGGGAUGGCGGGAAGGCUGUGGAUGCCACCCUGAUGAGCCCUAGAGGUAUUGCAGUAGACAAGAACGGGCUUAUGUAUUUUGUUGAUGCCACCAUGAUCCGGAAGGUCGACCAAAAUGGAAUCAUCUCCACCCUGCUGGGCUCCAAUGACCUCACAGCUGUCCGACCACUGAGCUGUGACUCUAGCAUGGACGUGGCCCAGGUCCGUCUAGAAUGGCCGACAGACCUUGCGGUCAACCCCAUGGACAAUUCCCUGUACGUCCUGGAGAACAACGUCAUCCUGCGGAUCACCGAGAAUCACCAGGUCAGCAUCAUCGCGGGACGGCCCAUGCACUGCCAGGUUCCCGGCAUCGACUACUCGCUCAGCAAGCUCGCCAUCCACUCUGCUCUGGAGUCAGCCAGCGCCAUCGCCAUUUCUCACACCGGGGUGCUCUACAUCACCGAGACGGACGAGAAGAAGAUCAACCGCCUACGCCAGGUCACCACCAACGGAGAGAUCUGCCUCUUAGCCGGGGCAGCCUCAGACUGUGACUGCAAAAAUGACGUCAACUGCAUCUGCUAUUCGGGAGAUGACGCAUACGCCACGGAUGCCAUCUUGAACUCCCCGUCCUCCUUAGCUGUGGCUCCGGAUGGCACCAUCUACAUCGCAGACCUCGGGAAUAUCCGGAUCAGGGCGGUCAGCAAAAACAAACCUGUUCUUAACGCGUUCAACCAGUAUGAGGCUGCGUCUCCGGGAGAACAGGAACUGUACGUGUUCAACGCCGAUGGUAUCCAUCAGUACACCGUGAGCCUGGUGACCGGGGAGUACUUAUACAAUUUCACCUACAGCGCUGACAAUGAUGUCACCGAGUUGAUUGACAACAACGGGAAUUCCCUAAAGAUCCGCCGGGACAGCAGUGGCAUGCCCCGACACCUGCUCAUGCCUGAUAAUCAGAUCAUCACCCUUACGGUGGGCACCAACGGAGGCCUCAAAGCCGUGUCAACGCAGAACCUGGAGCUGGGCCUCAUGACUUAUGAUGGGAACACUGGACUCCUAGCCACCAAGAGCGAUGAAACCGGAUGGACAACUUUUUAUGACUAUGACCACGAGGGCCGUCUGACCAAUGUGACUCGCCCCACGGGGGUGGUGACCAGCCUGCACCGGGAAAUGGAGAAAUCCAUCACCAUUGACAUUGAGAACUCCAACCGUGAUGACGAUGUCACUGUGAUUACCAACCUCUCUUCAGUGGAGGCCUCCUACACCGUGGUACAAGAUCAAGUGCGGAACAGCUACCAGCUCUGCAGCAACGGGACCCUGCGCGUCAUGUACGCCAACGGCAUGGGCGUCAGCUUCCACAGCGAGCCCCACGUCCUCGCAGGCACCAUCACCCCCACCAUCGGGCGCUGUAACAUCUCCCUGCCCAUGGAGAACGGCCUGAACUCCAUCGAGUGGCGCCUGAGGAAGGAACAGAUUAAAGGCAAAGUCACCAUCUUUGGGAGGAAGCUUCGGGUCCACGGAAGGAACCUCCUGUCCAUUGAUUAUGACCGAAAUAUCCGCACUGAGAAGAUCUAUGACGACCACCGGAAGUUCACCCUGAGGAUCAUUUAUGACCAGGUGGGCCGCCCCUUCCUGUGGCUCCCCAGCAGUGGACUGGCGGCCGUCAAUGUCUCCUACUUCUUCAACGGGCGCCUGGCCGGCCUCCAGCGCGGGGCCAUGAGCGAGAGGACAGACAUUGACAAGCAAGGCCGGAUUGUGUCCCGAAUGUUCGCCGACGGGAAAGUCUGGAGCUAUUCCUACCUUGACAAGUCCAUGGUCCUCCUGCUGCAGAGCCAGCGUCAGUACAUAUUUGAAUAUGACUCCUCUGACCGCCUCCACGCAGUCACCAUGCCCAGUGUCGCCCGGCACAGCAUGUCCACGCACACCUCCAUUGGCUACAUCCGGAACAUUUACAACCCACCGGAAAGCAACGCCUCGGUCAUCUUUGACUACAGUGAUGACGGCCGCAUCCUGAAGACGUCUUUCCUGGGCACCGGGCGCCAGGUGUUCUAUAAGUACGGAAAACUGUCCAAGUUAUCGGAGAUCGUCUACGACAGCACUGCCGUCACCUUCGGCUAUGACGAGACCACUGGCGUCCUGAAGAUGGUGAAUCUCCAAAGCGGGGGCUUCUCCUGUACCAUCAGGUACCGAAAGGUCGGGCCCCUCGUGGACAAGCAGAUUUACAGGUUCUCUGAGGAAGGCAUGAUCAACGCCAGGUUCGAUUACACCUACCACGACAACAGCUUCCGCAUCGCCAGCAUCAAGCCCGUCAUCAGUGAGACUCCCCUUCCCGUUGACCUCUACCGCUACGAUGAGAUUUCUGGCAAGGUGGAACACUUCGGCAAGUUCGGGGUCAUCUACUACGACAUCAACCAGAUCAUCACCACUGCCGUCAUGACACUCAGCAAGCACUUUGACACCCAUGGGCGCAUCAAGGAAGUGCAGUAUGAGAUGUUCCGGUCCCUCAUGUACUGGAUGACGGUGCAAUAUGACAGUAUGGGCAGGGUCAUCAAGAGGGAACUGAAACUGGGGCCCUAUGCCAACACCACAAAGUACACCUAUGACUACGACGGGGACGGCCAGCUCCAGAGUGUGGCCGUCAAUGACCGGCCUACCUGGCGUUAUAGCUAUGACCUCAAUGGGAACCUGCACCUGCUAAACCCAGGAAACAGUGCUCGCCUCAUGCCGUUACGCUAUGACCUCCGUGACCGGAUAACCAGGCUAGGGGACGUGCAGUACAAAAUCGAUGAUGAUGGCUAUUUAUGCCAGAGAGGAUCUGACAUCUUUGAAUACAACUCCAAGGGCCUUCUAACGAGAGCGUACAACAAGGCCAGCGGGUGGAGUGUGCAGUACCGCUAUGAUGGCGUGAGCCGCCGGGCUUCCUACAAGACCAACCUGGGCCACCACCUACAGUACUUCUAUUCCGACCUCCACCACCCCACACGUAUCACCCAUGUUUACAACCACUCCAACUCUGAGAUCACCUCACUCUACUAUGACCUCCAGGGCCACCUCUUUGCCAUGGAGAGCAGUAGUGGGGAAGAGUACUAUGUUGCCUCAGAUAACACCGGGACUCCUCUGGCUGUUUUUAGUAUCAAUGGCCUCAUGAUCAAGCAACUCCAAUACACAGCCUAUGGGGAGAUUUACUAUGACUCCAAUCCAGACUUUCAGAUGGUCAUCGGCUUCCACGGAGGCCUCUACGACCCCCUCACCAAGCUCGUUCACUUUACGCAGCGUGAUUAUGACGUGCUGGCAGGACGGUGGACGUCCCCCGACUACACCAUGUGGAGGAAUGUGGGCAAGGAGCCAGCCCCCUUCAACCUGUACAUGUUCAAGAACAACAAUCCACUCAGUAAUGAGCUGGAUUUAAAGAACUACGUGACAGACGUGAAGAGCUGGCUCGUGAUGUUUGGAUUUCAGCUCAGCAACAUCAUUCCUGGAUUCCCAAGAGCCAAAAUGUAUUUUGUGCCUCCCCCCUAUGAACUGUCAGAGAGCCAAGCAAGUGAGAAUGGACAGCUCAUUACAGGUGUCCAGCAGACAACAGAGAGGCAUAACCAGGCCUUUCUGGCUCUAGAAGGACAGGUCAUCUCUAAAAAGCUCCAUGCAAGCAUCCGAGAGAAAGCAGGCCACUGGUUUGCUACGACCACGCCCAUCAUCGGCAAAGGCAUCAUGUUCGCCAUCAAAGAAGGGCGGGUGACCACAGGCGUGUCUAGCAUCGCCAGUGAGGACAGCCGCAAGGUAGCAUCCGUGUUGAACAACGCCUACUACUUGGACAAGAUGCACUACAGCAUCGAGGGCAAGGACACACACUACUUCGUGAAGAUCGGCGCAGCGGACGGUGACCUGGUUACGCUGGGGACCACCAUUGGGCGCAAGGUGCUGGAGAGCGGGGUGAAUGUGACCGUGUCACAGCCCACGCUGCUGGUGAACGGCAGGACUCGAAGGUUCACCAACAUUGAAUUCCAGUACUCCACGCUGCUGCUCAGCAUACGCUACGGCCUCACCCCCGACACGCUGGAUGAAGAGAAGGCCCGCGUCCUGGACCAAGCGCGACAGAGGGCCCUGGGUACUGCCUGGGCCAAGGAGCAGCAGAAAGCCAGGGACGGGAGAGAGGGCAGCCGUCUGUGGACGGAGGGCGAGAAGCAGCAACUCCUGAGCACGGGACGGGUGCAAGGUUAUGAGGGCUAUUACGUGCUUCCGGUGGAACAGUACCCAGAGCUGGCAGACAGUAGCAGCAACAUCCAGUUCUUAAGACAGAAUGAGAUGGGAAAGAGGUAACAAAAUAACCUGCUGCCACCUCUUCUCUGGGUGGCUCAGCAGGAGCAACUGUGACCUCCUCUCCUAAGGAGACGAAGACCUAACAGGGGCACUGAGGCCGGGCUGCUUUAGGACCCCAAGUGGCAAGAAAGCUCACAUUUUUUGAGUUCAAAUGCUACUGUCCAAGCGCAAAGUCCCUCAUCCUGAAGUAGACUAGAGCUCGGCCACAAAUUCUGAGGAAAACAAAACUAAAGGAUGAACGAAUGAACCAACGAACGAACGAAAACACACAAAAAUGUUUCAAGGUUCCCCUAAAAUAUGACCCACUUGUUCCGGGUCUAAGGCAGAAAAGAGACACAGAAUAGCCAAAAGGAAAGGAACAGAAAAGAAACACAUUAAAACAACAACAAUGACGACGACAACAACAAAAAGCAAACAAAAAGACAAACACACUGACCGUACAAACAAAGAAAUGAAGACGAGAAGGCCUCACAUCCUAAUACCUCACUCAUUCACACGUGAGCAACACAAAGACAUUCACAAGGGCCGGCAUCACCAGACCAGCUGAGGACGACUCAGACUGACUGUUGGACAAACCACUUGCGACGACGACGUUUUCGUUUAAGCAAAUACAGGUGCAUUUAAAAAAAAAAAAACACGACUUUGGGGGUGAUUUGUGUGUAGCGCCUGGGGAGGGGGGGCACAAAGGCGGAGGAUCGAGCACUGGAAAUACUUUUUAAAGAAAAAGAAAAACACAAGAAAAAAAACAGUAUCAGAAGUCAAAGCGAAACAAUACCGUCCGGCACUUAACUCUCAGGUCCCCACUUAGUCAGGCCUGAGCUAAUUUAUUUGAGCGCAGAGAGUGUAAAAUUUAAUUCAAAAUGGUGGCUAUACUCACUACACAUAAAUCUCAUACUCUUUUUGUCUUUGGAGAUGCCAUUGUGGACAGUAAUACGCAGUUACAGGGUGUAGUCUGUUUAGAUUCCGUAGUUUGUGGGUAUCAGUUACGGUAGAGGUGCACCACUUGUGACUCUGUUGCUAACGGUUACCACUUCCGAUCGCCCUGUACAUACAUAUGCCGUAAGGCACAAUCACUGUUUCAGACUUAAAAGUUAUUAUUAGUGUGUUUGUUUGGUCCAGAAACUGAGACAAUCACAUGACAGUCACCACGAGGAGAGAAAAUUAAAUAAAUAAAUAAAUAAAUAAAAAUAAAUAAAUAAAAACAAAAAAAUUUUAAAAAGCGGAAAAAAAAAACCACACACACACACACACACACACACACACACACACAAAAGUCUAAUAAGAACUUUGGUACAGGGACCUUUUUGUAAUAUACAUGUAUGAAUUGUUCAUCGAGUUUUUAUAUUAAUUUUAAUUUGCUGCUAAGCAAAGACUAGGGACAGGCAAAGAUAAUUUAUGGCAAAGUGUUUAAAUUGUUUAUACAUAAAUAAAGUCUCUAAAACUCCUGUGGA